Messenger RNA from Naegleria gruberi, 369 nucleotides. RefSeq lists its product as uncharacterized. The transcript has a single exon. NCBI's taxonomy places the organism in Eukaryota, Heterolobosea, Eutetramitea, Acrasida, Naegleriidae. The coding region runs from base 1 to 369 and encodes 122 amino acids. The record is from RefSeq and is a predicted model, not a curated record.
AUGAAUAAGAACAUUAUUUGUUGUGUUGCAAUUGCAAUUAUCGUCUCUUUGUGCUCGGCACUUGUUAGUGGCCAAUAUAACAAUGCUUACAAUAGUGCAUAUGGUUCUUAUGGUGGUGCUGGUCAAAAUUAUGGUGUUUCAGGUGGUAGCUAUAAUCAAUAUGCUCAAAACACUCAAGCCUAUUCAAAUCAAAUCAAUGCCAUCAAUUAUCAACCUUAUGCAAGCUAUGGAUCUUAUUACAGAGGACCAACCUCCUACGGAAAUAAUUACAACUCUGCAUACUCAAUGCCUUACUAUGGUGGAUAUGGUGGUUAUGGUAUUCCAUACUAUGGUGGUUAUGGUGGUUAUCAUCCAUACAGAUGGUGUUAA